This is a messenger RNA of Solanum tuberosum (potato), 800 nucleotides long. RefSeq lists its product as uncharacterized. NCBI's taxonomy places the organism in Eukaryota, Viridiplantae, Streptophyta, Magnoliopsida, Solanales, Solanaceae. The record is from RefSeq and is a predicted model, not a curated record. The coding region runs from base 161 to 796 and encodes 211 amino acids. The transcript has 6 exons.
UUCUGCUCCCUUGAAGAAAAGUUUUUGUUGUUUUGCUAUUCCUCUCUUCUCAGAUACUACUGCUAGGUUAGAUAUUUGGUACAAACAUGGAACUAAGAUUAAACAUCGGCCAAAUAGCAAUAGACAACAAGAUUGGAUUUGCAAAGUUCAAAUUGUGGACAUGAGUCUCCCGCGAGAAAGUCCUUAUAAGAAAUUUAGAUUUCAAAAUCUGAUUUUGGAAGAUGAAGAGGAGCACCACAUUAGGGCAGUUAUGUAUACUGAUGAAAUUGAACAAUAUGAAGACAAGCUUAAACUCUUGGAUACCUAUCUCAUCUCUACGACAAGAGUUAAAGUUUCUUUAACUUCGUACAGUAAGCCAAUACAUACAUUUUAUUGGGUUCUUGACAAAGAAACGGUAAUUCAACAUGUCAAACCAUCUGAUGAGCUUGAGAACCCACUUCUGCCACCGACCAAAAUGAAUGUCACAACCUUUGACCGCAUUGCUCAUAUGACUGUUGAUUCUACGACUGAAAUUGGUCGUGGUAAUAAUAGGUGUCGAGAAAUUACCAUUGGUGACAAUCAAUGGAACUCUUCUAUGUUGAGGAAAGAAAUGUCAAUAUCAAAUGAGCUGCAAGAGUUUUGUGUGCGUGAAUGCUCAUGCUGCAAACAGAGGAAGCGCACAAAGGAUAAAAGGAUUUUGAAUACCCAAAAUGUAAUCGGAAGACAACGCGCAUCUUUGAAAUUGAUCUUAUUGAUGGCACUGCUUCGGCCACAACAUCCAUUUCUGCUGUAUUGGGAGAAAAAUUAUUCUCCGUGACAGC